Molecule: messenger RNA, 381 nt
Organism: Naumovozyma dairenensis CBS 421
Lineage: Eukaryota; Fungi; Ascomycota; Saccharomycetes; Saccharomycetales; Saccharomycetaceae
Gene: AHC2
Product: Ahc2p
Exons: 1
Coding region: 1-381 (126 amino acids)
Source: RefSeq, a predicted model, not a curated record
AUGCUUACUUCAGAGACGGUUCGUGAACAAACUAUAAGGUUCCAACAAGAUCCUUUAGCUUCCAAUGAAGACUAUUCCAUUUUGAAACAUCAUAGAGAACAUUUGAACAGGAAAUUAGAACAACAACAGCACUUUACUAAAAAGCUAUUAUUAUUGUAUUCCAAAAUAACAGAAAGUAAUGAUUUUGAAGAAUUUAUUGAUACGUUGAAAACCAAUGAGCCUUUAUUAAAGGAAAUAUUCACAUUAGAAGGAUAUAAGAAAAGAUCAAGGAGCAUCUCAAAUAGUAUGGAGAUUGAUUGGUUUAAGUAUGGAUUAGAUAUUACUGAAUAUAUUGCUAACAAUGAUGAGUUGCUAUCGUUAUAUAACAAUGGUUUAUUGUAA